Gasterosteus aculeatus aculeatus (three-spined stickleback) is the source of this 2600-nucleotide messenger RNA. RefSeq names its product kelch-like protein 24. Lineage: Eukaryota; Metazoa; Chordata; Actinopteri; Perciformes; Gasterosteidae. Gene Ontology annotation, molecular function: protein binding. The record is from RefSeq and is a predicted model, not a curated record.
UGUAUCGUCUGUGGGUGGACGGAGUGGGCUCGCAGUCACGAGCGUGUCCAGCAGGUAUGUCACAGCCGACGAGCCUUCAAUUCGUAACCCCGGUGUUUGUUUUGGAUCAAACGGAGGACCGCUAACGGCUAACUGCGCGUCGCUCGGCUAGCCAAGUGAGACAUGGCCGAAACGGUGCGCGUCAGCGGCGGGUUGUCCUCGCCGUCCACAAUGAACGUCACCUUCCUCUUCCAGGAAGAUGCUGCCGCCGCUGCUUCUGCCGCCGCCGCCGCCGCUUCUUCUUCCGCCCCUCCGGCAUCCCUGAGCGGCGAUGACUACCUGUUCGUGGAGGCCAGACACCCCAACACCGUCCUGCAGGGCCUGAACAGCCUGCGGCUCAACAACGCCUUCUGUGACGUGACCCUGUGCUGUGGAGGACAGGAGUUCCCGUGCCAUCGCAUCGUGCUGGCCUCCUUCAGCUCCUACUUCCAGGCCAUGUUUUCCACCGACCUGAUCGAGUCCAAGCAGGAGCGCGUGGCCAUCAAUGGGGUCGAGCCUCAGAUGAUCGGCAUGCUGGUGAGCUACGCUUACACGUCCCAGGUCUACAUUUCCAAAGCAAAUGUGCAGGCGCUGCUGGCAGCGGCUAAUCUGCUGGACGUGAUGGACGUGCGAGAGGCCUGUUGUCAGUUUAUGAAGCGUCAGAUGGACGAGAUGAACUGCGUGGGGAUCCACUGCUUUGCCGAGGCCCAUUCUUGUAAAGCUCUGGAGAAACACAGCAUGGACUACAUCCACGAGCACUUCGGCGGUGUUUCUCAGCAGGAGGAGUUCCUGUCUCUGUGUGUGGACAAGCUGACCGAAAUCAUUGCCAGUGAUUUUCUAAAUGUGCCCAAAGAGGAGUUGGUGUUUGAGGCCGCCAUGUCGUGGCUGAAUAAAUGCAGCUCUCGCAAGCAGAGCUUCGAUAAGGUCCUUGAACACAUCCGGCUGCCUCUCAUCAGCCCCUACUACCUCCACGACGUGAUCGAGUCUCUGGACGUGGUGCAGGAGAACCGGGGGUGCCAGAAGCUCAUCUCUGAGGCGAAGGACUACAUGCUGCUGAAGGACCGCCGAGGAGAGCUGUACUGCCCGAGAGCGAGGCCCCGCAGGUCCACAGGGACAGCUGAAGUGAUCGUGACGGUCGGCGGGGAGGACGACAAGGUGGUGCUGCGCAGCGUCGAGAGCUUCGAUCCCGUGACUCAUCAGUGGAAGAACCUGGCCUGCCUCCCCUUCGCCGUGAGCAAACACGGGCUGGUGGUGUCCGACUCCACCCUGUAUUUGGCCGGGGGAGAGUUCCCCGACGGCUCGGCCAGCCGGGAGAUGUGGCGCUACGACCCUUGCUUCGACUCCUGGAUGGAGAUGGCCCCCAUGAAUGUCGCUCGCUCAGAGUUGGGCCUGGUGAUGCUGGACGGCUUCGUGUACGCGGUGGGGGGCUGGGAGGGACGCUCGCGCCUGGACUCGGUGGAGUGCUACGACCCUCACACCAACUCCUGGCAGUUCAAAGAGUCCGUCAAGAUGGCCGUCACGAGUCCUGCCGUGGUGGCCCUGGACGGACUGCUCUACGUCACUGGUGGAGCCGUCCUGGAGGACGGCGACGGCACAGACCUCGCUCAGGUGUACAACCCUCAGACCUCUGCUUGGGCCGAGGUCGCACCCAUGCAGAUCGCCCGCUCCGGUUCGGCCGCUUGCACGCUCAAGGGGAAGAUCUAUGUGAUAGGUGGAUGGCACGCGUCGACUGAGAACACCGACAAGGUGGAGUGUUACAGUCCCAAGACCAAUCAGUGGACCAUGUGCGCCCCCAUGAAAGAGCGGCGCUACCGGCCCGGUGCCGCCGUGGUAGACGGAAAGAUCUACGUGUUGGGAGGAGAGGAAGGCUGGGACAGAUAUCACGACACGAUCGAGUGUUUCUGCGACGAAACGGACACGUGGGAGAUGGUCGGGGAGAUGCCCACCAGUCGCAGCUGGCUCAGCUGCGUGUCCCUGCAGCUGAGGAAGGACGUCCAUACGAGUAGCUUCCCCAGGACGCCAAGCGACAUCUGAGCGUUGGAGGGGGAUUUUGAGGGGGGGUUCCAGGUGCGCUACGAAGCUCAGAGCCGAGAUGAUGCUGGGAUUUGGCACGGCGCCGUUUGGGCGGUUACCGGCGGCCAGCGGUAUUCCAGUUUAGCAUAACUAGAAAGGUCAAAAGGAAACUUUGCAUCGUUCUCAAGUAGCCGGCUGACGACUCGGUGAGCAGUCUCCGCUCCCGGCGAUGUGUGUUUAUGGUGCUUUCUCAAUGUCCGAGCUCCUCAAAGCUUUGAGGGUUUUCUCAGCCAACAAAGUGUAUUUUUGUAUUAUUCCGUGGCGUAUUUAUUUGGGUGUCGCUACCUGUGAAAUGUUUUGCGCUGUCAAAAGAUGCUCUGUGAGCUAGAAAAAAUGAAUAUUUUCAUAGGUCACCUGUGAAAAGAGUUGUCUCAAUGUGUUUUUGUAAUUAAACUUUAUGUUCCGAAUGAUUUGUGUUAGCACCUCUAAUAUGUUGAGUAUAUUUUUGUAAUGUCAUACAUUUGAGUGACUUUAAAUGGAGUGGAUUCUAAUAAAGAUUUGUAAUUCAA